This is a messenger RNA of Drosophila gunungcola (fruit fly), 2567 nucleotides long. It is a transcript of the gene DNAlig3, whose product is annotated as DNA ligase 3. Gene Ontology annotation, molecular function: DNA ligase (ATP) activity; DNA binding; ATP binding. NCBI's taxonomy places the organism in Eukaryota, Metazoa, Arthropoda, Insecta, Diptera, Drosophilidae. Gene Ontology annotation, biological process: double-strand break repair via alternative nonhomologous end joining; DNA recombination; lagging strand elongation. The record is from RefSeq and is a predicted model, not a curated record. Gene Ontology annotation, cellular component: DNA ligase III-XRCC1 complex.
CGAAUGUGCCCGAUUUGUUUACGCGUGAGUCAAACGUCUGCUUGCAUUGUUCUGUGAAAUAGAAAAUAAUUUUUAAUUUGUAGUGCCUCUGCGUAUGUUAUUGCCCAAGUUGACAGGGCAGGCCAGAUUCCUAACUCGUCUCCUCAGCACAAAUAUGGCCGGCAAGCGGAUGCACAACGAGGACAACAAGUUGGACACCUUCCGUCGCAUCUGUGAUGAAAUAGCCGGCGAGCCGAGCUACCUGAAGAAGGCGGAGAAACUGCAGCGAUUCUUCGAGCGGGGCACAAGUGGCAAGGGAUUCGAGGGCGACACCCUGCUCUGGGUGCAGUUCCUCAUCCCGGCAGCCAACCAGCGAGUCUAUAAUCUGCAGAACAAGGCGCUCAUCAAGUUGUUCUCACGAAUUUUUAACGCUAGCCAGCAGCAAAUGCACCUGGAUUUGGAGCAGGAUGGAGACGUUUCGGAAACGCUGUGCAAGCACUUUGCUGCCUCUAAGAAAUUGAAGCCUCAGGCGCACAGCAAGCUCUACCUGCAGGAGGUGGAGCAGCUGCUUCUGAAGCUGGUGGAGCGCACCAAGGAGGAUGAGCAGACCGAGUUGCUGCAGGAGCUCUGCACGAAGGCCACCGACCUGGAUCUGCGCACCUUCAUCCGGCUGGUGAAGCACGACCUGCGGAUCAAUGCGAGAGCCAGGCACAUUUUGGAUGCCUUUGGCCCCGAGGCCUAUCCCGCAUAUCAGUCUUCCCGCGAUUUGGUGGCUAUUGUGCAGCAGUUCGCCGGCAAGGAGAACAAAAAGGACGCCAUUAGCCCGGCUAAGAAGGCUAAGAAGGUGAACUUGAGCGGAAUUCAGGUGAUGACACCGAUAUCGCCUAUGCUGGCCAGUGCCUGCAAGUCCGUGGAGGAAGCAUUCAAGAAGAGCCCCGCCGGCCUGUACAGCGAAAUCAAAUACGACGGAGAGCGAGUUCAAAUCCACAAGCAGGGAGACGAUUUCAAGUUCUUCAGCCGCAAUCUGAAGCCAGUGGUGGAUCAUAAGAUAAGAGCUCUAAAGGAGUACAUACCACGCGCCUUUCCAGGAGGCGGUGAAAUGAUCCUGGACUCAGAGAUCAUACUGGUCGACACUGACACGGGAGCACUGCUGCCGUUUGGCUCAUUGGGUGCCCAUAAGAAGCAGACAUUUGCCAAUGCAGCAGUGUGCCUAUUUGUCUUCGAUUGCAUACUCUACGAUGGCGAGGAUCUAACCCAGCUGCCAUUCCGUAAGCGCCGUGAGAUCCUCGAGCAGAAUAUCAAGCCCAUCAAGUCGCACGUACAGCUUUCCGAGUCGGAAUUCCUCAAGACCAAGAGGGAACUGGCCAUGAUGACGGCCAAGGUGUUGCACGCCAAUCUGGAGGGAGUGGUGCUAAAGAGCCCGAGCAGCACAUAUCAGCCCGGCAAACGAAACUGGCUGAAGGUCAAGAAGGACUACCUUUUCGAUGGCAAGAUGGCUGAUACAGCGGACCUGGUGGUCCUUGGUGCCUGGUAUGGAUCGGGAAAAAAGGGUGGCGUGCUCAGCAUUUUUCUCAUGGGCUGCUACGAUGCGACGGGUCGUUUGUGGAAGACGGUGACCAAAGUGCACUCUGGGCUGGACGAUGCCACCAAUGCGGAAGUACACGGAUCACUGAUCAAGCUGACCGAACGUGUCGAUGCUAACGUGAUUCCUGAUUGGCUGCUGUGCAGUAGGUCCUUGGUGCCAGAUGUCUUGGCCAAAGAUCCGCUGAAAAUGCCUGUAUGGGAGAUUACGGGCGCAGAGUUCACCAAGUCCGAGGCGCAUUCGGCGUCUGGCAUCUCGAUCCGAUUCCCCAGGAUUACCCGUCUGCGCAGCGAUAAAUCCGCAAAGGAGGCAAAUGAUCUGGCCCAUUUGGAAGAUCUGUUUGAAGCCUCAAAGAAGAAUGUAAACGUAGAUCUGCUCUUGGCCAAUUGUGGAAAAGAUGAGGAUGCGCUGAAUUCGAAAAAAACGCCACAAAAAGUGAAAAAACAAAAAAGGUCAAAAACUGGUUCGGAUGAUGAGGAGGCAGAUCCGCCGCCAAGCAAACGUAAGGAGCCAAAAGCGAAUCAAAGUUUGUCACCAUCGCAAAAGGGGAUGAAGGACUUCUUUAAACCCAGUAAGGAGCUGAAAUCAGAAGUGAAAAAGGAACCAAAGAUGGAGGAAAAAACUCCUAGUCCAACAAGUUCAAAAAGCAAACUAUUCGCAGGUUUAGUGGCUCACUUUACAAUGGGAAAAGAUUCAAGCAAGCUAAGGGAACAAUUUGCACAGCAUGGAGGAUCUUCUACCACCGAAACGCGAAAAGCUAAUCUAGUAUUUUAUAAUACCAACGAGGCCCUGCACCUGGAAAAGCUUAGACCGCUCUAUCGACGCAGCUGCCGGCAUUUGAAUGUUAGCUGGCUCCAAACUUCUCUCGAGACCCAGAGUCUGCAGCCCUUUCCACUACAUGCCUUGAUUGUUAAAUGUUGAACUCUUGUCUAAGUCGUUUGUACUCCCAAAUCCAUAUUUGAUUAUACCUUAUAUUUGUAUAUUAAAAACAACAAUUAUUUUAUCA